CUAGAAUCGAUUGCGGUUGCGCGGGCCGGAAGCGUUGAUUGCUUCUGUCUGUUACUUAGACAUGGCGGUGGAGGCGGCGGAGGCCAAGGUCCAGGUGGGAAGGCAGAGGAGGGACGGCCGGGCCCGAGGGCCCGGUCGGGGCCCUGCCUUGUGCUGACUGAGAGUGUGGCCGGGAUUAGGUCCGGGACCGGUAUCGGGCCUGGGUCUGUGCCGGCCUGGCCGGCCAUGGGGGAUCCCGGUGGCGGCGGCCGCCGGGCCUGGUGCUUGCGGCGGAUGGGGAUGAGCGCCGAGUGGCUGCUGUUGGAGGAUCGUAGCGAGAUGAGGAAAGUGAGGCAGACAGAGGGUUAAGUGACUUGCCCAGGAUCACACUGCUAGUGACAGUUGGACGAGGAUUUGAUGUCACGUACCAGCUGCUUUCUAAAAUUUGUCCAUUGAUGAUUUCUCGAAAGCACUGUAUUUUCAAGCAGAAUGCUGAGGGCCAGUGGACAAUGAUGGACAACAAGAGUCUGAAUGGUGUGUGGCUGAACAAAGAACGCCUGGAACCUUUAAAGGCCUAUCCUAUCCAGGAGGGAGACCGAAUCCAGCUUGGAGUUCCACUAGAAAAUAAGGAGAAUGCAGAAUAUGAAUAUGAAGUAGCAGAAGAAGACUGGGAAAAGAUCCACUUGUGUCUUGCCCUGAGGAAUGAUAAGCCAGUAGUUAGGUGCUCAAGAACCAAAAGGAAAUGUAGUUUAGAGGAAUUGGAUAGCCCUGGAGCAGAGGGCUCUUCAGAUUCCAGAACCAAAGUAAAUAAAGUGUCCCAUGACUGUGAGCAGUCAGGGAAGUCCUGUGGAAGAGGUGAAAUGGCCAAAAAGUCCCCUAAAAAUGUAGACCAAAAGUUGGUGUCUCCUGGACCAAGUGGGGAAAGAGCAGCAGCAGAGGAUGACCUUGGGACUGUUUCAGAAAAAGCAGCAGUGCUGUGGAGCAAGGAGCACAAAAGCCCAAGCCUGUCCCAGUCUCAGUGCAGCUUGGACAUACUGAAGAAGACGAUGGCCAAGAUCCUCAAGCUCAAGGUGAAGGUUCAGGAGAAGCAGGUGGCUGUUCUGAGCGUGAAGCAGCAGAGCCACAAGAGAGUCCAGAAGGAGAUUGUGAAGAUGGAGGAGGAGCUCCAGGAGCUCCAGGAUCAGUUGUUUACAGAGCAAGUCCAGCAGCAGCAGAGAGUGGAGCAGCUCGAGAAAAAUUUCCAGGAGAAGGAGCAGCACUUAGAGGGUUUGGAGAAACAGCAUGGGGAAAAGGACCUGAAGGAGCAGCUGGCACAGGCCCUGCAGGAGCAUCACAUUCUAAUGGAAGAGUUAACUCGGAGCAAGAAGGACUUUGAAGCAAUCAUUCAAGCCAAGAAUAAAGAGCUGGAACAGACCAAGGAAGAGAAAGAGAAAGUGAGAGCACAGAAGGAAGAGGUUCUAAACCAGAUGAAUGAUGUGCUAGAAAAUGAGCUUCAAUGCAUCAUUUGCUCGGAACACUUCAUUGAGGCUGUCACCUUGAACUGUGCCCACAGUUUUUGCUCCUACUGCAUCAAUGAGUGGAUGAAGCGAAAAGUGGAAUGUCCCAUCUGUCGACAAGAUAUUGAAUCUAAAACUCGCUCCCUAGUGCUGGAUAAUUGCAUCAACAAGAUGGUUGAGAAACUGAGUUCUGAAAUGAAAGAGCGACGAGAAAUUCUCAUUAACGAAAGAAGAGCAAAGAUUUCUGAAGACCCAGCUCCCUGCAGUGUAUGUGACUGAAGGACGAGGAGAUUUCAGCAUGGAUCUGGAGGGACAUUUGUUCAGAAGUAGUUCAUUCCUGCCUUUGGGACAGAGACCUGGGUGUGAUAUUCUGAACUCCUGCCUCCAUCACUAUCUGCAUUAUCAUCUUGUUUACCAGAGCAGCUCCCCAAUUUUGGAUAUUAUUUCCACUUCUCACUUUGUGGAAGAUGCUUUAUCAUAAGUAUUUCAUCAUACAUCAAAUGGGGUUUGGGGGGUGGGGUUUUUUUUCCCCAUUUCAUUGUUAGAGCAUCCACAUUGACUCUUUUGAGGAAGCUGUGAAUUACCCCAACUGCCCUGGGAUGGCUAAAGUGACUUGCUGCAGGAGGAAGACAAGUAUACUUUUCUUAGAUGGAUUUAGAUAUCCUCUUGCAAACAAGGUAUCAUUUCCCGGUAAUAAAAUGUAUCAGCUGCUCAGCUGGGCUUUGAUGUAUUUACCUUCCUUCCCUUUUAGCUCGGAGAUAGCUUCACAAGCAAACACUGGCAACUCAUUGAAUGCAGCAAAGCAGCUGUAUCCAGGAGCAGACGAUACCCUACCAGUGAACAUCAAUCAGGGAGGCCCAGUCAGAUCUCAUUGCCUUAGAGCAGAUGUGCUCUGUUAAGGCCUCACACAAUCAUGUUUUCUUCUCUGCUCCAAUAUGUGGUAACUGGACCAGUUCUGGCCUGCUGCAGUCCUGUCGAGGUGUUUGUUUUCUUUCAUCUGUACACCUGGAAUUGCCAACAUGUUUUAUCAAAUGUCAUGGAGAUAGGAUCUGUCUUCUUAAGAACUGUGUGAAUAUGUAUGUAAUGUGUAUUUAAUUAAAACUUAGUUUUUUAUGUGACUCCCUCUUUUUCUAUAAAAUAAAAAAGUCUGUCUGUGUCUAGUGGGAGGCAGCAGCCUUUAUGACUUUUAUGACUUCUAAUAGGAUCCUUUGCUGCUGAUGACGAGAAUGAGGAGAGACAGGUAUCAAAAUCAGGAAGAGAAAUUCUUACUGCUGCGGGCCCUCCUAGGAUGGUCAAACUCUUUGUUCAAUUGUUGUCAUUCAUGUGAUUUGUAUCCUGAUCUGCUCUUGAUAUAUUUAGAUACAUUUGGAACUGGCCGAAUGAACAGUCAUAUGCAAAAAAUAUCAAUUUGUGCUUUUAUGUGAACCUUAAUGGAGAUUUCUUCUAACAUGCCACCAUGCCGGUGAUUUUGAUAAAUUGAUGGCAGCCAUAAAAAUGGUAAUAAUGAUAUAUGUUCUAUCUACCUCACGGGGUUGUUGUAAAAAAAAUGCUCUGUAAUCAAAGUACUUUGCAGAUGUGAGUUAUUAUAAUUAUGUCAUACUUAACCCAAUUCACAAAUGCCUCAAACCUGGAAGAGAUAGCUAUUAUGUUGACAGACUGAGAAUCCAAAAGGAACUCAUGUGCUCAUAACCCACAUUAAUAAAAGCCACAUCAAUAAAUUGUCUAGAGCAAGAGCAGUUUAACACUC
Messenger RNA from Dromiciops gliroides (monito del monte), 3222 nucleotides. It is a transcript of the gene RNF8, whose product is annotated as ring finger protein 8. Gene Ontology annotation, cellular component: ubiquitin ligase complex; nucleus; site of double-strand break. Lineage: Eukaryota; Metazoa; Chordata; Mammalia; Microbiotheria; Microbiotheriidae. Gene Ontology annotation, molecular function: ubiquitin protein ligase activity; histone binding. Gene Ontology annotation, biological process: double-strand break repair; protein K48-linked ubiquitination; ubiquitin-dependent protein catabolic process. The record is from RefSeq and is a predicted model, not a curated record. The transcript has 9 exons. Bases 435 to 1754 code for a protein of 439 amino acids.